AUCUCCUCCGCAUCUCACAAGCAAAAUCCCCAAAUCCUCCAGAUCGUCUUCGUCUUCCACCUCGAGCUCUUACGCAUCGUCAGCCAUGUCGGGCCGCGGCAAGGGAGGCAAGGGUCUUGGCAAGGGCGGCGCGAAGCGGCACAGGAAGGUGCUGCGCGACAACAUCCAGGGCAUCACCAAGCCGGCGAUCCGGCGGCUGGCGAGGAGGGGCGGCGUGAAGCGCAUCUCCGGGCUGAUCUACGAGGAGACCCGCGGCGUGCUCAAGAUCUUCCUCGAGAACGUCAUCCGCGACGCCGUCACCUACACGGAGCACGCCCGCCGCAAGACCGUCACCGCCAUGGACGUCGUCUACGCGCUCAAGCGCCAGGGCCGCACCCUCUACGGCUUCGGCGGCUGAGUUCCCGGCCCCCUGUGCUCGAUCCAGAUCUGAUGCCGUUAGCGUUGCUUAGGGUUUCGUUGCGGAAAUUGUACUACUUCGUUGUUUCUGCUUGUGCAAAGUGAAUGGAUGGUUGGAUUAAAUGAAUCAUUUUCUCUCUUGAUUAGUACAUCCGACUUGCUGUCUUCCAAAAAA
Messenger RNA from Oryza sativa Japonica Group (Japanese rice), 571 nucleotides. Its product is annotated as histone H4. The record is from RefSeq and is a predicted model, not a curated record. Gene Ontology annotation, molecular function: protein heterodimerization activity; structural constituent of chromatin; DNA binding. Lineage: Eukaryota; Viridiplantae; Streptophyta; Magnoliopsida; Poales; Poaceae. Gene Ontology annotation, cellular component: nucleosome. Gene Ontology annotation, biological process: nucleosome assembly.